This is a messenger RNA of Sinocyclocheilus grahami, 1210 nucleotides long. RefSeq names its product transmembrane protein 50A-like. NCBI's taxonomy places the organism in Eukaryota, Metazoa, Chordata, Actinopteri, Cypriniformes, Cyprinidae. Bases 10 to 285 code for a protein of 91 amino acids. The record is from RefSeq and is a predicted model, not a curated record. The transcript is spliced from 6 exons.
GCCUUACUCAUGAUCAAUGCGGUGUCAAAUGGCCAGGUGAGGGGCGACAGCUACAGCGAUGGCUGCUUGGGACAGACAGGUGCCAGAGUUUGGCUCUUCAUCGGGUUCAUGUUGGCGUUCGGGUCUCUCAUCGCCUCUAUGUGGAUUCUGUUCGGUGGUUUUGUUGUGACUGACAAAAAGGAUCUGUCCGUGUAUCCUGGUAUUGCAGUUUUCUUCCAAAAUGCAUUCAUCUUCUUUGGUGGUCUGGUGUUCAAGUUUGGCCGAACUGAGGACCUCUGGCAGUAAAGAUCCAUUUCCUUCAAUCAAAUCCCACAGUCCCAUCAACACACAAUUCCUCUGUACUUAUUGCUGCUUAUUUGCACUCUACAUUUCUUUCUCAUUUCUUUUCCAACUCCUCGGCUGACUUCAGUUCUUAAAUAUGUUCCUUCUUCCUUUCUUUGUCUCGUUUCCUGUGUGGCCACAGUGGGCGCCCACAGCGAGAGAAAUGCGAAUCAAAUCCAGACUCUGCAGUCAAAAUGGACACAUUUAGACCUCAUCCUGUGUGUAUAAUAAAAAUGACUUGUGUUCAAUGGAAUUACAAUGACAAGAUUGCAGAAUAGUGACUUUCAGAUUGGAAGUGCACAACCAAUAUCUUCAGCCUUCAGAAAAGCAUUAUUGAAAUGUUUGUUGAAAUCUUUAAUAAGCAAAAUGAGUAUGACUGGCUUUCAGUCCUUCAGCUUCACUGUGUUUCUACUUUCAAUAAAAGUCUUUUCUUUUUUUGCAUAGGCCCCCGAAUUUGUGUCUUUCAGAACACUUUCAUUCAUAAUCUCUUGAAAUUGUGCGCAGUGUACAGAUUUGAGAACACACUGCUGUAUAAUUGCGCCACAAUCUUCAGUCAGCACUUUAUUCUACGUCUUUUGGAAGAUUUUGAUAUAUUGUUAUUUGGGUUCCCACACUUUUUUUUCCCAGUCAUUCAGUUUUUUUUAAUUAAAAAAAAUAUUUUACACGAACUGCACUGAGCAAAAGCAGUUUUUUUUAGAGCCUAGUAUAAGUAGAAACGUGUAUUCACUGUCAAUAUUUUGAAUUUCUGUGCAACUAGUAAAACCAAACAGCAUAUUUCUCUUGAGUUUUUCUUGACUAUUUUGUGUUCUGGAGCUUUAAGUUCACUCUCGGUGUAUGUUUGGGCAUGUGGGAGUUGUUUAAAAAUGUUAAAUGUUUUUAAAAAGCACAA